CCCGCCUGGGAGCCUGCAGGGAGCGAAGCUGCGGAGCAGCCUGGUGCCCCGCAUCCGUGGGUCCCUUCCUGCGUCCUUCGGUCCAUCUGAACGCGCGCUACAGGAGCAGCCAAGAGGUAGAAGCCGGGUGGCAUGGCGACGAGCACAGAUGUCGCAGGGCUGGAGGAGAGCUUCCGCAAGUUUGCCAUCCAUGGCGAUCCUAAGGCCAGCGGGCAUGAGAUGAAUGGCAAGAACUGGGCCAAGCUGUGCAAGGACUGCAAGGUGGCCGACGGGAAGGCUGUGACAGGCACUGAUGUUGACAUCGUCUUCUCCAAAGUCAAGGGCAAGUCUGCUCGGGUCAUCAACUAUGAGGAGUUCAAGAAGGCGCUGGAAGAGCUGGCAACCAAGCGAUUCAAGGGGAAGAGCAAGGAGGAGGCUUUCGAUGCCAUCUGCCAGCUGGUGGCAGGCAAGGAACCAGCCAACCUGGGUGUUACCAAAGCAAAGACAGGGGGCGCUGUGGAGCGGCUGACUGACACCAGCAAGUACACCGGCUCCCAUAAGGAGCGCUUUGAUGAGAGCGGCAAAGGCAAGGGCAUCGCUGGCCGGCAGGACAUCCUGGACGACAGUGGCUAUGUGAGUGCCUACAAGAAUGCGGGCACCUAUGACGCCAAGGUGAAGAAGUGAGGCCCAGGAAGGCCCUCUGAUGCGGCUGCCCCUGCCAGGGGCCUGGGCCCACGGGGCGCGAGGAACAAGAGAACCCGGUUCCCUCCCUGCUGGACACCUGCCACCCAGAGCUGCCUGCCCUGCCCCAGGGUGCCGGCCCCCAGGCCUUUGACCCAGACUGCCCCCCAUCCCCUGCCCCCUCCCUUCCCUCUUGACUUCUGCCUGGAGACAGUGCCUACAGCCUUACUGCCCCUCCCAGAGCCCUGGGCCCGGCUCACCUUCCUGCCUGCUUGCCUCAUAUUUAAGCUGCUGCUCUGGCCAAGUGCCUAAUUCUUACCCAGACCUCAAUAAAGAAGCCUUUUGUACCA
Ochotona curzoniae (black-lipped pika) is the source of this 1010-nucleotide messenger RNA. RefSeq names its product tubulin polymerization-promoting protein family member 3. Gene Ontology annotation, cellular component: microtubule. Gene Ontology annotation, molecular function: tubulin binding. The record is from RefSeq and is a predicted model, not a curated record. Lineage: Eukaryota; Metazoa; Chordata; Mammalia; Lagomorpha; Ochotonidae. The coding region runs from base 133 to 663 and encodes 176 amino acids. The transcript is spliced from 4 exons. Gene Ontology annotation, biological process: microtubule bundle formation; positive regulation of protein polymerization; microtubule polymerization.